AUGAAAGGCAAUCCACAGGUUUCAAAAUAUUUGCGACCAGUACCAUCUGCAGCAGGAGCGUCCUCAUUUCGAUCAAGACUGCAAUCGUACAAUUUCUGUCCCUCUCGAAGCAUGUCUCUGGACAUUGAAGCUUCGAAAAGAGCAGCCGCCAAAGAAGCGGUUGCCAACCACUUCCCCGAAAACCCUCGUUUCGUCGGCAUCGGCUCAGGCACAACAAUCGUCUACGUGGUGCAAGCUAUCAAAGAGUCGGGAAGAGAUCUGUCACGCAUUGGCUUCGUGCCAACGGGAUAUCAGUCUAAACAGCUAAUCAUCAAUGCCGGGCUGCUUCCCAUAGAGUUCGAUGCCUUGCCAGAUGGUGCUAUGAUUGACAUUGCGUUCGACGGUGCAGACGAAGUAGACGAUGAGCUGAAUUGUAUUAAAGGAGGCGGAGCUUGCCUCUACCAAGAAAAGCUGGUCGCCAUGAGAGCCAAUGUUUUUAUUUGUGUUGCCGACUAUCGCAAGCUGCAGAGUCGCCUGCUGACCAAAUGGCCGACCAUUCCCAUCGAGGUCGAACCGAAAGCAGCACGACAGGUUAUGGCUCGCUUGAGACUCAUGGGUAGCUGCAGUGCGGCUGGGGUCGGCCCAUUCAUUCGCGAAGGGGUCAUUACCAAAGCUGGACCCAUCAAAACAGAUCAAGACUUCUUCAUUGUUGAUGCUCCGUUCCCACAACCUCUGUUGACUAGUGCAGAUCUGCUCGAGGGCAAGACCCAAGACCCGCACAAGGGAAUCUGGGAAGUCGAGGAGCUUUCUCAAGCCAUCAACGACAUUAACGGAGUACUAGCGGUUGGCUUGUUCUGCGGUCCCACAGGCCCGGAAGCAAAGGCUGCCUCGGUCAUUGGCGGACAAAGACCAGUGGCUUGUUACUUUGGUAUGGCAGAUGGCUCAGUGCAGAUACGACGAGCCAGACAGAAACGGGACAGCAUUGUUGCACGUUACCCGCCACUGGAGCCAUCGAUUUCGAAAGAGCGCACUCAUUGA
Molecule: messenger RNA, 1017 nt
Organism: Lithohypha guttulata
Lineage: Eukaryota; Fungi; Ascomycota; Eurotiomycetes; Chaetothyriales; Trichomeriaceae
Gene: RKI1
Product: ribose-5-phosphate isomerase rki1
Exons: 2
Coding region: 1-1017 (338 amino acids)
Biological process (GO): D-ribose metabolic process; pentose-phosphate shunt, non-oxidative branch
Cellular component (GO): intracellular membrane-bounded organelle
Molecular function (GO): ribose-5-phosphate isomerase activity
Source: RefSeq, a predicted model, not a curated record